AUGAGCUCCCACCGCGCCGCCCGGCACGACGGCGCCGAUGCCGAGGGGUCCCCGGCGGCCUUUUGGGCGCCCAAUGGGGCCGUGGCGGCGGGGCCGGGGGGCGACGCCCCGCGCGGGGCCGUGCCCAAGAUGGGGGUCCGCGCCCGCGUCGCCGAGUGGCCCCCACGGAGAGACGCCAACGCCGCCAACGCCGCCAAGGAUUCCGGCGCCGGGCGGGAAGCGCCGGCCAACCGGGACGGCGUCGGCUGCCGGGGCUUUCCCGGCGGGCAGCAACCCCUGGCCGGAGUGUCCGGCUUCAAAGCCCUGCACCGCCUGGCGCGGCGGCGCUCCAAGGACGUGGAGUUCCAGGAGGGGUGGCCGCGCUCGCCGGCGCGGGGCCUGGCGCCGCUGCGGCACCGCAGCAGCAGCGAGGUGACCCUGAGCGAGUGCGACCCCGAGGAGCCGGCGGAGCCGCGCGGCGCCAAACUGGGCGGCCCCUCCGGGCUCUUCCGCGAGUACGGGAGCACCUCGUCCAUCGACGUGCAGGGCAUCUCGGAGCAGAGCUUCUUCGACAUGCUCAACGAGUUCCGCACCAAGAAGCCGGAGCGGCGCGCGGGCACGCCGGAGCGCCUCGCCGACGGCGCCUUCCCGCCGGGGUCGUUGGCCGGGGCGAAGGCGGACGGUCGGAACGGGCCGCGGGAGGAGCCGCCGGCGCAGCCCAAGGACAAGGCGCGGCGCCGCUGCCCCAAGGGCGACGCCGGCGGCACCGGCGAAUCCAUCUUCAGGAAGCUCCGGAGCGCCCGCAACGACGGCGACGGGAAGGACCCGGAGGAGCCGCGGGCGCCGGAGCCGGGCAAGGGCUGGACGUGCCGGAAGAGCUUCGCGCACUACGACGCCCAGAGCAUCCUGUUCGACCUCAACGCCGCCGCCCUGCAGCGCGCCGCCGGCACCCAGCGCCGCAACACCACCACCGGCGCCUCCGCCGCCUCCGCCGGCUCCGACCCCGCCUUCUCCAGCACCGAGGACCUCAACUCCAAGGAGAACCUGGAGCACGACGUCGGCGACAACACCAGCAACGAACUGCUCCUCAGCUGCCCCCACUUCCGCAACGAGAUCGGCGGCGCCGGCGAGCGCGACCUCAGCUUCUCCAAGGCUUCCGCCGGCGCCCCGGCCCUGCCGGGGGCCGAGGGGGCCUUCCCGGAGCCUUUCCACGCCGGGAGACCCACCAACGCCGGCAUCUCGGUGCUGGAGGUGCCCAAGGAGCUGCAGCGGAACCCCGAGCGCCUCAAGCACUACAGCGUGGAGCACGUGGACCUGGGCGCCCGCUACUACCGCGACCACUUCCACGGCAAAGAACAUUCCAACUACUUCGGCGUGGACGACAAGCUGGGCCCGGUGGCCGUGAGCAUCCGGCGGGAGAAGCUGGAGGAGCACAAGGAGCACGGCCCCCAGUACCAGCACCGCCUCAUCUUCCGCACCAGCCAGCUGGUCACGCUCCGCGGGUCCAUCCUGGAGGACGCCACUCCCACCACCAGCAAGCCCGGCACGGUGCGGGGUCUCCCGCUGCGGGACACCCUGGAAUACGUCCUUCCCGAGCUCAACAUCCACUGCCUGCGCCUGGCCCUGAGCACCCCCAAAGUCACCGAGCAGCUCCUCAAGCUGGACGAGCAGGGGCUGUGCCGGCGGCACAAGGUGGGAAUUCUGUACUGCAAGGCCGGGCAGAGCUCGGAGGAGGAGAUGUACAACAACGAGGAGGCCGGGCCGGCCCUGGAGGAGUUCCUGGCGCUCCUGGGGGAGAAGGUUUCCCUCAAGUCCUUCAGCAAGUACGCGGCGCAGUUGGACACCAAGACCGACUCCACGGGCACCCACUCGCUCUACACCACGUACCAGGACUAUGAGAUCAUGUUCCACGUGUCCACCAUGCUGCCCUACACCCCCAACAACCGCCAGCAGCUGCUCCGGAAGAGACACAUCGGCAACGACAUCGUCACCAUCAUCUUCCAGGAGCCCGGAGCGCUGCCCUUCACCCCCCAGAACAUCCGCUCCCACUUCCAGCACGUCUUCAUCAUCGUCAGGGCCCACCACCCCUGCACCGAGAACGUCUCCUACAG
Molecule: messenger RNA, 2090 nt
Organism: Lepidothrix coronata (blue-crowned manakin)
Lineage: Eukaryota; Metazoa; Chordata; Aves; Passeriformes; Pipridae
Product: signal-induced proliferation-associated 1-like protein 3
Exons: 6
Biological process (GO): activation of GTPase activity; establishment of epithelial cell polarity; epithelial cell morphogenesis
Cellular component (GO): plasma membrane; Golgi apparatus; cytoplasm
Molecular function (GO): GTPase activator activity
Source: RefSeq, a predicted model, not a curated record